AUGGCCGGAGUCAACCGAGUUUCUUUAGUUUUACGAUUUAAAAAUUCCAACAAUAAAAAAACUGACACCUCUCUCUUCAAAAUAUCUCCAACAAAUACUGAAAUAAACAUAAUAACCCCGCCCAACCUGAGGCAUACUUAUCCAUUUCAAAAAAUCUACACAAAUGACAACAAUCUUAAAGAAUUCAACCGUGAUUUUACAAUCCCUAUGAUGGACCACGUUGUUUGUGGAGGAAAUUGCACAAUAACCGCAAUUGGGGCUCCAAAUACAGGGAAAUCUUAUAGCCUCUUUGGAGUAAAAACUGAAGCUGGAUACCAUGGUGGUAUUGUUAUUGAAGGAAUGCGGCAUUUAAUAGACGAAACUAAAAAGCUAUCAACAGAUAUAACAAUUGGCAUAUUAGUCAGUUUUUUUGAAAUGCAUAAUGGGAAAAUAAGAGAUUUAGGGAUUGCUUAUCAAAAAAGAGAAGAAUGGGGAUUUGACGAAAUUUUUGAAUUUUAUAAAGAUCUAGAUUUGCCAGUAAAGGAGACGAAUUUGAAAAGUUAUAUUGAAGGAAUUUCGUUGAUUCAAGUGAAUUCGCUGGAAGAGGUGGAAGAAGUGAUAUGGCAUGGUUUUCAGCUUACACCCCUCCAAAAAAUUUUGGGUUUUUGGGCAAAAAUAGUGAUUCUUCCAAUGGUUUUGUUUACUCACGGAGGGGGAAAUUAGAGAAAGCUAUGAAAAGGCAUAUGGGCCAAUUUCUGAUAAAUGUAUAACAGUUUUAAGCGCGACAGUAAGCCAAAGAUCAAGAGCAUUCACCACUUUCGAAACAAAAAACGGAAGAUUUCACUUUGUUGACACAUCAGGAAGCGAAUGCAACUCAGUUCAAGACGAAUCUGAUUUAGAAGACCCGAAUAAUAUGUUGAAAGGCAUUAAAAAAGUCUUUAACAAGCUUAAUAUGCUCAAACAAGGCAUCCCUAUGAGUGUAAUCUCCUAUAAAACCUGCAAAUUAACUCACUAUUUACAAAGUGGACUGACAGGAAACUCGCUUGUUACUGUUCUACACACAAUUGACUCGGAGCCUUCUAAAUUUAAUGAGGCUUAUAAAAUGCUUGAAUUCAGCAAAUCUAUAGUGGAAAUGGACGCAAGGCUAAAAGUUAUGAGAAAACAUGUGAAUUCAACCCAAGAAGACGAUGAUAAUAUAGUGAUAAGGCUAAGAGAAGAAAUAAGGGAUAUUGACAAAACUAUUGAAACAGCAAUGAAAUAUCAUGAAGAAAAAAUCAAAAAAAUAGCAAAAUUUAUUGGGAUUGAUGAAGACAUGGAAAUUCUGCUGAAUUCUUCUGAAAACUCAAAAGAAUAUGAAACUGCGAAAAAGUUUAAAGAAGCACCGGAAAUUAUGGAAAAUUUAAUAAAUAGGAAUAAAAUACUUGAAGAAAAAAUCAAAGAAGGCCAGAAAUUAAUUGGCAUUAAAAGAGAAAAAUUAGAACACAAAAGACAAGCUUUAUCUUUACUCCCCCUCUGUGAACGAAUAUUUUUUUUGGUUCGUUUACGGAGGAACUAAUUUUUUUUUAAAAAAAAUUAUAUAGAAAUUUUAUUAUACAAUUUGUUUGUUCGAAAUUUAAAAAAAUCCAUAUUCGAAAUAAUUUCAAAGCAAAUAUUAAUUUAAUUUGUAAAAUUUAUGUUUCAAAAUAAGCAGAAUUAGCUAGAGAUUUCAUUAUAAUAAUUAUCACUUAUAUAUCAAAUUUUUUUUUUCGCCCUGGAGGCCAAAAAAUAGGUUUUUUUUUCCAAUGAUUUUGCUCCCCCACGAAGGGGAGUUAGAAACCAAAAAGUAUGAUGCAGAAAUAAUUAAGGCUAAAAAAGAGCUAGAAGAUCUAAGCGAAGCUUAUGAAAAUCGAACGGAUUUCAAAAUAAUAGCAGCUGAAGAAAUGGAUCAGCUGCUUAUUAACAGCCAUUUAUCAAUAGAAGAAAUGUCAGCCAAUCUUCAUAGUAUCAAAUCAAACAUGAUGAACUCAAAAGGAGAUCUAAGAAAUUUAGCAGACAUGGUAGAAAUAGGAAGAAACGAAGAUGAGCAUAUUUUUAAGAAAAAAUAUAUGGAAAUAGAAAGCCAACAAAAACAAAAAAUUGAGAAUUUAAUUGACCAAUUUAAAUACUAUGAUAAAAUAUUAUAUGAAAAAAAUAAAAAAUUUGAGCGCGAAUGCAAAGCCUAUUCUGUAGAAAUAAAGUAAAGGUUAUAUAGCGAAACAUUAAAACAAUAUAAAGAAGAAUCUGUUCAAUUGUAUGAAAUUGCAGUAAAACUUGAUAUGAUAAUUAACGAAAUCGAAAGCGGAAAAUACAAUAUGGGCGUUAAGCCAGUUUUGAUACCCAGGACUCAUAAAUUUGCAUUGCCAAGAAAAGAAGAUUAUCCAAUGUAAUAUUUAAACAGCACUUUUAGAGCUAUUGGAGCCACGCCUACCAUUUUAAGAGAUCCUUUCUCUUCAUUUAGUCAAUCUCGCUCAAUCAAGUCUUCUACAUUUUUAUCAUCCGCCACAAGCACUUUAUCAUUUAAUUUUCAGCCAAAAUUACCAAAAGUCCAGACUUUUAGGAACUUCGAAGAUUUAAUUACUGACUCCCCCCCCCCCCUCCGUGAGCGAACAAAACCAUUAGAAAAAUCGCCAUUUUUUGACCAAAAACCCACCCUCCGUGAGUGAACAAAAAUUUUUUUUAAUAGAAAAAAUUUUAAUGGAAAAAAAUUUGGAUAUAUAAGUGAUAAUUAGUAUAAUGAAAUCUAGAGCUAAUUCUGUUUAAUUUUAAACAAAUUGCGUUUUAAAACAUAAAUUUUGCAAAUUAAAUUAAUAUUUGCUUCCCAAUUUUUGCAAAUUAGGAUUUUUUUAAAUUUCGAAAAAAAUAUUUUUUAUAAAAAAUUUAUAUAUAAAUUUUUUUUAAAAAAAAAAAUUAACCCCCCUCCGUGAGCGAACAAAAUUUUUUUGUUCGCUCACGGAGGGGGGGGGGGAGUGAGAAAAUUGAUCUUUCAACUGCUUUGAGCUGCCCUUUGAAACCCCUCAAUAAUAAAGAACUCAAAAACCUUGGGACAAAUCUACAAAUGUAUGUUCAAAAGAAGACAGCAGAACUAGAGUCUAUCAACUCAGAGCUAGACUCCAAAGGCUGCAGCUUAGAAAAAAUAGAAAAACUCGAGCAAGAAUUAAAAAAUGUCCAAGAAGAAGCAGAAAAUUUUAAAACAAAGUACGAAAAAGAAGUAAGGUCAAGAAUUGUAAUUUUCAAGUAGGAUUUGCAGGAUCAUUUUUAUUAUUCUCCUAGACCAGAAAGCAGAUUCUUUAUAACAGAAAUGAAGAAUUCUCGGCCAGUGACACAGCAUAAAAUGAAAGUGAGAAUUCCUCAAACUGCUAAAAACUCAGUAAGUGCGUAUUCACUAAAUUCUCGUGCCCAGACAUCAGGAUUUUUAAGCCAGACAAGUUCUUCCUCUCAAACUUUGGUACGUUUUUCACCUCGAGGAUCUAUGAAGAAUAUUUUAGGUGAUUUAAAAGGAUACACUAAAUAA
This is a messenger RNA of Blepharisma stoltei, 3508 nucleotides long. The record is from the annotation of a GenBank genome assembly. NCBI's taxonomy places the organism in Eukaryota, Ciliophora, Heterotrichea, Heterotrichida, Blepharismidae.